Molecule: messenger RNA, 206 nt
Organism: Dentiscutata erythropus
Lineage: Eukaryota; Fungi; Glomeromycota; Glomeromycetes; Diversisporales; Gigasporaceae
Source: the annotation of a GenBank genome assembly
AACACAAAAUUGGUUAGGAUGCGAAAUGGGUUGGUUACGAAAUUGGUUGGUUAUGAAAUUGGUUGAGACACGAAAUUGGUUGGUUAUGAAAUUGGUUGGAACACAAAAUUGGUUGGGACACAAAAUUGGACAUGAAAUUGGUUGGGAUUCGAAAUUGGUUGGACACGAAAUUGGUUGGGACAUGAAAUUGGUUGAUCACGAAAUUG